AUGGGUAACCAAAUGAGCGUUCCUCAGAGAGCUGAGGACCAGGAGAAUGAUGCAGAAACAGACACUCACGAGGUAAGGGACUGUGCUCAAAACGGGAUGCCGCCGGUGAUGGUGUCAACGUACACAGUGCAACUCUACGACGAUGUCGAUUUGGGCAUAAGUGUCCAGGAAGACAGUGUGGCCACUUCUUCCCCCGGGACAGUGGAGACCAGCGCUGUCGCGGGUGCCAACGGAAAGAAUCUUGGGAAAGAGGCCAAUCCCCAGACACCAGCUGCUAAAUCGCGUUUUUUCUUGACUCUCUCUCGGCCUGUACCAGGGCGUACCGGAGACCGAGCCGGGGAUUCAUCCACCGAACCGGGGAAGCUGGACGUCAGCUCCAGCGCAGCCCCGGGGAACAAAGGCCCGAGUGACAGCAUGGCCCUUCCGCCGGCAGCUGCACCGGGGCCCGGCCCAGAUAAAACCCCCGGCCGGACCCCCGCCGACCACCAGGGCUUCUCUGCCACUUUGGGGCCCGCACCUCCGCCACCUGGGUCAGGGGGAGCAGCCCCCUCCAAGCCUAAGGACUCCAGCUUUUUUGACAAACUCUUCAAACUGGACAAGGGACAGGAAAAGGCUCCCACUGUCGGCCACCUGGAAGCCAGGAGUGUGGCACCCCAAGGCCAGGCCGACGACCUCCCCGGAUUCCCCGGGCAGUCCCACGAUGCCCCAGCGGAGAGGGACAUAGCUGAAGACAAAGACGAGGGACAGGAAGUCACACCUGCGAGUUGCUCUCUCCCCCGGGAUCCCGAAGGCCUGGAGAUCGCCAAGGAGGGCCCGCAGACAGCAGCUACAACCGAGAAUAAUAAUUCCGUCAUGAGCUUCUUAAAAACGCUGGUUUCAUCUAACAAAGCUGAAACGAAAAAAGACCUGGAGGACACGGGUGCUGAAAAGUCACCCGCCACGUCAGCAGACCUCAAGGCAGACAAAGCCACCUUUGUACCCCCGGAGACCCAAGGGGCAGCCAAGAAUCCUACACCCACAGAAACGGCAAAGGAGGGUGCCAAGCAGAAGGGGGGACCCUCCUCGCUGCCUCUGAGCAAACUGUUCUGGAAAAAGUCAGUUAAAGAGGAUUCAGUCCCCACAGGUGCAGAGGAGAUUGUGGUGUGUGAAUCACCAGUAGAGGUUAUAAAGUCCGAGGAAGCAGACUGCGCCUUACAGACAGUGGAUCUCAGCGACGAGGGAGAGGCCUUGCCCGCACCCCCCGAAGGAAAACCCAAAAGGGAAGACGGCAAGCCACCGAGAACCUCCCUGCUGGCGCUCCUCAGGCAGAUGUCAGUGAAAGGGGAUGGAAGGAUCACCCACCCAGAAGAAAUAAAUGGGAAAGACUCCAGCUACCAAGCAUCGGACCCCCCGCAGAAGGCCGUCCCGCCAGCGCCCGAGCCCGCGGGAGCAGGGCCGAGGGGCAGGGAGGGCUCCGCAAAGGCCAAGGCGCCCGAGAGCAACAGGCAGCGGGGCAGCGCGCAGGACGCCAAGGAGCCCGCCCCGUGUGCGUGUGCCGAGCCCGCCGCGGCCAACGCGCUGCAGAACCGGGACAAGCCCCCGAAGAGAGCCGAGAAGCGGCGGCAGUCCCUCGGGGGCUUCUUCAAGGGCCUGGGACCAAAGCGGAUGAUGGACGCUCAAGUGCAAACAGACCCCGUAUCCAUUGGACCAGUUGGCAAAUCCAAGUAA
Messenger RNA from Miniopterus natalensis, 1707 nucleotides. It is a transcript of the gene BCAS1, whose product is annotated as brain enriched myelin associated protein 1. The record is from RefSeq and is a predicted model, not a curated record. Gene Ontology annotation, biological process: myelination. Lineage: Eukaryota; Metazoa; Chordata; Mammalia; Chiroptera; Miniopteridae.